AUGCCGCCUUCCCAGCGCGGCGGAGCGCACGGCCGGCCGCCCCGAAGCCACUUGAUCCUCCAGGCUCUGGCGCACCCGCGGCCCCCUCGGGCGCAAUUUGGAGAGGCCGAGCACCACAACGGCGGCAGCAGCAGCAGCAGCAGCAAUCUUGGAAAUCGCCCCGCCGCUUCGUCUCUCUCCUCCUCUUCCUCUUCCUCCUCUUCCUCCUCCUUUCCCGCACCUUCCUCUUAUUCCUCCCCCUCCGCCGGAGUGCAAAACGGCGGCGCGGAGAUGAGCAGUUUUAAGUGGAGUCCCUCCGGACGUCGAACGGGCAGCCUCUACUGCAGGGUGGGCAUCGGUUUCCACCUCCAGAUCCACCCGGAUGGGCAGGUCAACGGCUCUCACCAAGACAGCCUCUUAAGUAUUUUGGAAAUAUUCGCUGUGUCUCAGGGGAUAGUAGGAAUACGCGGAGUUUUCAGCAACAAAUUUUUAGCCAUGUCGAAAAAAGGAAAACUGCAUGCAAGUGCCAAAUUCACCGAUGACUGCAAGUUCAGGGAGCGGUUUCAAGAAAACAGCUAUAACACCUACUCCUCGGCGGUCCACCGGACGGGCAAAACCGGAAGAGAGUGGUACGUGGCUUUGAACAAGAGAGGGAAAGCCAAGCGUGGGUGCAGCCCGCGAGUAAAACCCCAGCAUGUCUCCACUCAUUUCCUUCCGCGGUUCAAACAAACCGAACCACCAGAACUUUCUUUUACGGUAGCCGUCCCUGAGAAGAGAAGACCACCGGUGGUGGCUCUUCCAGCCAAGCCCAAAGUACCUCAGAAGAAACCCAUCAAGUACAGACUCAAAUUUCGCUUUGGGUAG
Molecule: messenger RNA, 843 nt
Organism: Protobothrops mucrosquamatus (brown spotted pit viper)
Lineage: Eukaryota; Metazoa; Chordata; Lepidosauria; Squamata; Viperidae
Gene: FGF5
Product: fibroblast growth factor 5
Exons: 4
Coding region: 1-843 (280 amino acids)
Biological process (GO): animal organ morphogenesis; regulation of cell migration; positive regulation of cell population proliferation
Cellular component (GO): cytoplasm
Molecular function (GO): fibroblast growth factor receptor binding; growth factor activity
Source: RefSeq, a predicted model, not a curated record